AUGCGUUACACCACUCUCACCGUGCUUGCUAUCGCCCUCCUCACGGGCAAUGCCUUGACUGCUCCCGCUCCUCAGGGCGGCGCUGGUGCCAUCGGAGGUGGUAACGGCGGAGGUGCCGGCAAUGGUGCCGGAGCCGGAGCUGGAGGCAACACCGGCAACACUGGCAACACUGGCAAUGCUGGCAACAACAACCAGCAGCCUCCUCCUCCUCCUGCCAACGACAACACUCCCCCUCCUCCUAAGCCCAACAACCGCCGGGCGGUGAACCCUCAAGCGGCUCCUCCUCCUCCUCCUCCCAAGGAGAACACCCCUCCUCCCCCGAAGCCCAACGGAGCGAGAGCCAUCGACCCCAACCAGCAGCCUCCCCCUCCUCCCAAGGACAACAACACUCCUCCUCCUCCCAAGCCUAACAACAACGCCAGAGCCGUCAAUCCCAACCAGCAAGCUCAGGCUCCUCCCCCUCCCCCGGCCAACGACAACACCCCUCCUCCUCCCAAGCCUAACAACGCUCGGGCUGUCGACCCCAACCAGAGACCCCCUCCUCCUCCUCCUGCCACCAACCAGCAGGCUCCUCCCCCUACUAUCUAA
Molecule: messenger RNA, 588 nt
Organism: Colletotrichum phormii
Lineage: Eukaryota; Fungi; Ascomycota; Sordariomycetes; Glomerellales; Glomerellaceae
Exons: 2
Coding region: 1-588 (195 amino acids)
Source: RefSeq, a predicted model, not a curated record